Messenger RNA from Ctenocephalides felis (cat flea), 3067 nucleotides. RefSeq names its product ras GTPase-activating protein 1 (gene vap). NCBI's taxonomy places the organism in Eukaryota, Metazoa, Arthropoda, Insecta, Siphonaptera, Pulicidae. Gene Ontology annotation, biological process: regulation of GTPase activity. The record is from RefSeq and is a predicted model, not a curated record. The coding region runs from base 163 to 2985 and encodes 940 amino acids. Gene Ontology annotation, molecular function: protein binding. The transcript is spliced from 21 exons.
GGUUGUGUUUUUGUUCUCGCUGCUUGUAGAAAAAUAUAAUUAAAUUUUGGUUUUAAAAGCUCGAGAUUUGGGUUGAGUAGAAAUAUGUAACGAUGAUGUUGAUGUAAAGUCUGUUUAGUAUAAAAAUUAUCAUAAAUUUUGAGAUAACGUGCAAAAGUGACAAUGGCUGACUUGAUAAGGAUGAUGCCUGGAGGAAUGGGAGCUAUUCCUAAGGAUAAACUAGGUUCUCCUUCGACUGGAUCAGACGAUGGAGGUGGUAUUGAUUUGGCAGAUUUGGCUGUCGAGUUGGAACCAGAUGAACUUGAUGGCCCUAGUGUUAAUGGUGACAGACCAGCUGUUAUCGCUCCACCUGAAUCCGAAUGGUACCAUGGUCGUCUGGACAGGUUUACGGCUGAGGAGAGAUUGUGGGCAGCGUCUAAGCUUGGAAGUUACUUAGUAAGAGAAAGUGAUAGAAAACCAGGAUCUUAUGUACUUAGUUACUCGGGACGAACUGGAAUGAAUCAUUUCAGAAUUACUGCCGUGUGUGGCGAUUACUACAUAGGCGGCCGUCAAUUUUUAUCCUUAAGCGACUUAGUCGGAUACUACACACAGUGCUCCGAUUUAUUAAAACGCGAAAGACUGAUCACACCAGUUGCGCCCCCCGAGCCUGUCAACGAUAAAAAGAAAGUCGUGGCUAUUUUACCAUACACAAAAAUGCCAGACACGGAUGAGCUGACAUUCCAAAAGGGGGACAUAUUCUUUUGUCAUAAUGAUAUGGGAGACGGAUGGCUUUGGGUAACAGCUCACAGAACUGGCGAACAGGGGAUGAUAUUUAGGGAACUGGUUGAGGACUUGGAUCCUGGUAUUGAUCCUAACACUGUGUUCUCAUGGUUUCAUAGAUCGUGCACGAAAAGUGAAGCUGUUGAUAUGCUUGUUAAAGCUGGUCCAGGUUCGUUCCUAGUAAGGCCCAGUGAUAAUUCCCCAGGCGACUACUCCUUAUUCUUCCACAUCAACAAUCAAAUCCAAAGGUUCAGAAUUGAAAAAAGGGGUGUACGAUAUUUAAUGGGAGGUCGAACUUUUGAAUGUCUGGAUGCUGUUAUUAAUAGAUACCGAAAGGAACAGAUUGUUGAAGGACAUACUCUUAUGCAACCGUUGGUGGCAGAAGGUUCCCAGCCCGAGUUCACUCCACCAGCAAUUUGUGCGGCUGCUGAAAAAAUUUAUGCCACGUUGAGAGAAUGCAGGGAUCAGAUUGGUCUUAAGAAAACUAAAGGGAUUAAACAUCAAGGAUAUUUGUUUAAAAAAUCGGACAAAACUGCCAAAAAAUGGAAGCAGCUCUAUUUUGUGCUUCAAGUAGAAGGCAGUGAUACACAUUUAUUGUUUUAUGACAGUCCGAAGAGAACUAAGCCCAAAGGUUUAAUUGACCUUAGUUGUGCUUAUUUAUACCAGGUUCAUGAGUCUUUAUGGGAGAGACCAUUCUGUUUCCAAAUGGUCGAAAGAGCUCUACCAUGUUUAGCAACUAUUACACAUUUGUGCUGUUCGACUCAACAACAAUACACUGAUUGGCUCACAGCCCUUAAACCUCUCUGUGUACCUCAGAUAUCGAAGGCUCAGGCUAAAGUUCCAAGAUUAAGAGAAUUAAGAUGUCUUUCCCUCCACAUCCUGGAUGCUCAUCGUCUGCCCUUACGUUUGGUGCCACAACCAUACUGCGUUUUGUCGAUAAAUCAAGUUCGAGUCGCCAGAACCAGAGUCAAGUCUGGACCAGAUCCUGUUUGGGACGAAGAAUUUAUACUCGAGGAUGUACCAUCAGACGUGGUAUCGUUCACCAUAACAGUUUUAAAUCGAGGAAAACGUGGAAAAGACUCAGAAGUUGCAGAAUUAGUAGUCGAUUUAUCAACUUUGGGAAACGGCCAGGAGAGAGAAGAUUGGCAUCAACUGUCUGGUAUUACACCGAUAGGCGAUUGGGGCAGUUUGAGGUUGAGAACAAGGUAUUUACAUGAUCUGAUAAUGCCUGCAGAAGAGUACAGUCCUUUGCAGCAGAUGCUGUUGGAAAGUGGCCUGACGGCUGUUAAGGCUUUGGCUGAUUUGUGCCAUAAUGAUAGAGUGCCAUUGGCUACAGCUUUAUUAGGCGUGUUCCGGCAUGAAAAACGGGAAACGGAACUGAUGCGGGAACUUUUAAAUGCGGAAGUCGCCCGAGAGAACGACACCGCCACUUUGUUCCGGGCGGCGACUCUCCCAACUACCUUAAUGGACUUGUACAUGCGCACCGAGUGCGGAGGAUUUCUACACGCAGCAUUGUCCGAGACUAUAACGAGAUUGCUGGAGACUAAACAGUCUGCUGAAUUGAAUCCAACGAAGAUGGAUUCUCCUGAAGAUGCUUGCAGCAAUGCCGAGUUUCUGCUUAACGUUCUAGAUCAGAUUACCUUGAGCAUAUUCACUUCUCCGGAUUCAUGUCCUCGAACAGUUCGUUACAUUUGUGGCUGUUUGCAGAGGGCUGUGAAUGCAAAGUGGCCCCACGAAAGAUUAGUCAGAACUCGAGUUGUUUCAGGUUUUAUUUUUCUGAGACUCCUCUGUCCUGCAUUAUUAAAUCCUCGUCAAUUUGGCCUGGUCAGCGAAACUCCACCGCAUCAUUCCACCAGAUCCCUCAUUAUGGUCGCCAAAUGUUUGCAGAAUUUGGCAAAUCUUGUCGAAUUUGGCGGAAAGGAACCUUACAUGGAAGUAGUAAAUCCGUUCAUUUUGAAAAACAAAGAACGAAUGGUCGUGUUCCUCGAUCAGCUCUCAGCUAUUGGUGAUCCGAAUCAUCCAGGAACAUCAGGACAGGAUAUGCACUCACAAAAUCAUGGUGAAACAGGCAAAGAAUUAGCAACACUCCACCACAUUUGCGUUUCACAUCUGUCCGAUCUCCAAGCUUUGGCCAGGACCCAACCAAACAUCAAACGACUGGUCACAGUCACCGAUAUGCUCACCAAACACAAACACAAGUACUUGCAAAUGAUUGCCAGCACGUAAUAGAAGACUUAAUCCACUCAACAACUGUAGUAGUGAUGAAUCGACAACCGGUUCAACUUGUAGUUAUAAUACAGCAAAAGCC